AUCGCGCCGGUGACCUGUGCUCCCGAGGGGGUGUUAUUAUGGCAUGUCUUGUUCAAUGCCUUUAUUGGUGAUACGGGUUUAAGCCCGACCCUCCGCAGCUCCUCCUCCGGGGCGGCGCGUGUGGCUCUGCCCGAGUCCCGCAGCCGGCGCUCGGCCAUGGCGAGCCUUCUGAGGCGGCGCGUCGCUGCCGCCCGCCGCCUCGUCUUCUUCCCGCCGCCGGCGCGGCGCAGCAGCUGGGCUCUGCCCGCCGCCCUGCUUCGCCGCGGCGCGUUGGUGGGCGGCCGCUGGGUAGAGACGACCGCCGCGUUCCCAGUGCGGGACCCGGCCAGCGGCGACGAGCUGGGCCGGGUGGCCGACUGCGGGGAAGCCGAAGCGAGGGCGGCCGUGCGGGUCGCGCACGAAGCCGGCGCCGCUUGGGGUCGCCUUCCCGCUAAGGAGAGGAGCGCCCUUAUCCGCAGAUGGUACGAGCUGAUGAUCGAAAGGAAAAAAGAUCUGGCGACGAUCAUAACGGCGGAAAACGGAAAACCUCUGAAAGAAGCAGAAGGGGAAAUCCUAUAUGCUGCCUCAUUUCUGGAGUGGUUUGCAGAAGAAGCUCGCCGAGUUUAUGGUGAUGUCAUUCCAGCAUCUGCAAAAGACCGAAGAAUCCUGGUGCUGAAACAGCCAGUAGGAGUGGCAGCAAUUAUAACCCCAUGGAAUUUUCCCAGUGCUAUGAUUACCCGGAAGGUUGGUGCAGCUUUGGCAGCUGGCUGUACAGUAGUAGUGAAACCUGCAGAGGACACACCUUUAUCAGCAUUAGCUCUUGGAGAGCUUGCAAACCAGGCUGGAAUUCCAGCAGGAGUCUAUAAUGUUGUUCCUUGUUCAAGACAGCAGGCACCAGCUGUAGGGGAAGUUCUGUGCACUGAUCCAUUGGUAGCCAAAAUAUCUUUUACGGGCUCCACUGCAACAGGAAAGAUACUGCUGAAACAUGCAGCUGGCACUGUGAAGCGAGUUUCCAUGGAGCUUGGAGGGCAUGCUCCUUUUAUAGUGUUUGACAGUGCUGAUGUGGACCGUGCUGUUGCAGGAGCCCUUGCUUCUAAGUAUAGAAACUCAGGUCAGACCUGUGUUUGUACAAACCGUUUCCUGGUGCAAAGGGGGAUCCAUGACAAAUUUGUAGAGAAGUUUGCAAAAGCCAUAGAGAGCGAGCUGCGUGUUGGAAGUGGAUUUGAUGCAAAAACUACCCAAGGGCCAUUAAUUAAUGAAAAAGCAGUAGAGAAGGUAGAGAGACACAUUAAUGAUGCAGUUUCACAAGGAGCAUCCAUUGUGACUGGAGGGAAACGACACAGCCUGGGGAAGAAUUUCUUUGAACCAACAUUGCUGAGUAACGUUACGACAAAAAUGCUUUGCACACAAGAGGAGACAUUUGGCCCUUUAGCACCAGUUAUCAAAUUUGACACUGAAGCAGAAGCUGUUGCUAUAGCAAAUGCAGCUGAUGUGGGUUUAGCAGGAUAUUUCUAUUCCCAAGAUCCAGCACAGAUCUGGAGAGUUGCAGAGCAGCUGGAAGUUGGAAUGGUUGGUGUAAAUGAAGGCAUAGUCUCCUCGGUUGAGAGUCCUUUUGGUGGGAUAAAGCAGUCUGGCAUAGGGCGAGAAGGUUCCAAGUAUGGCAUUGAUGAAUACUUAGAAAUAAAGUACGUCUGCUUUGGAGGCUUGUAGCAAUCUUCAGAAAGCACAAUCCCAACAUCUUGGAAAAGACUGCUAUAGUUUUAAAAGCUUUCUGAACCAGAAAUAUGUCAUGAAUGCAAUUUUUACCUUCUUGAAAAAAUAAGCAACCCUGUCCUGUAUGCGAGACAUAUUGACAACAUUAUGUGCCACAUGUUUUUACAUGUUUGUACUACAUGAGUACGUUGUUUUUCAGCAGUGUGAUCACAGUGCCCAUUACCUGUGAAAGGGAGUAGGGAAGAAUGCACGUUUAUUAUUCUUAGAUCACCCUCGUUAGCAGGGAGAACUUGGAGAUUGCUGCAUUAUGAAAAUAGAUCAUAAUCUGUGUCAAGGGGAAAACAGACCACUUUUUUCUACUGCCUCUGUUUGAGUGUGUGUAGGAUGGGGGAA
Phasianus colchicus (ring-necked pheasant) is the source of this 2085-nucleotide messenger RNA. RefSeq names its product aldehyde dehydrogenase 5 family member A1 (gene ALDH5A1). The record is from RefSeq and is a predicted model, not a curated record. Gene Ontology annotation, molecular function: succinate-semialdehyde dehydrogenase (NAD+) activity. Lineage: Eukaryota; Metazoa; Chordata; Aves; Galliformes; Phasianidae. Gene Ontology annotation, biological process: GABA catabolic process. Gene Ontology annotation, cellular component: mitochondrion.